Messenger RNA from Carassius carassius (crucian carp), 2128 nucleotides. Its product is annotated as protein FAM131A-like. The coding region runs from base 85 to 1176 and encodes 363 amino acids. Lineage: Eukaryota; Metazoa; Chordata; Actinopteri; Cypriniformes; Cyprinidae. The transcript is spliced from 6 exons. The record is from RefSeq and is a predicted model, not a curated record.
UACGCAAGCGCUUCUGCUGUCUCUUAGCAUGCAUGCGGCUCAAAUCAGUUCACAGUUCGCGUUUGGUCGCCUAAUUACCUAAUUAUGGGCUGCGCCGCGUCCAGAACACCAGUAGUGGCAGGUGACAGGUUGCGUGUGGACUGGAGCCCGAGGAGUUCCUGCUCUGACCUGGUGCUCUUGGGCAACACACGGACCAGUUUGGCGCACGGCCUGGGCGCAACAUUUGGGCGCUCGGACCGUUUCCUCAAGGUAAAUGUUGAGGACGGCAGCGACAUGUUACCUAAAUCCAGACGAGCUCUCACCAUUCAAGAGAUCGCAGCGCUGGCCAGAUCUUCACUCCACGGUUUCUCGCAGGUGGUCAAAGAUCAUGUGACAAAGCCCACAGCGAUGGCCCAGGGCCGCGUGGCUCACCUGAUCGAGUGGAAGGGCUGGUGUAAACCUACCGACACACCCAUCGCCCUCGAGUCACACCUCACAUCGUACUCGCAUCUGUCCGAGGGCGAGCAGGAGGCACGAUUCGCUGCAGGAGUGGCAGAGCAGUUUGCCAUCGCGGAGGCAAAGCUUCGCGCCUGGUCUUCAGUGGAUGGUGACGAGUCGAACGACGAUUCUUAUGAUGAAGAUUUUCUACCUGCAAACGAGCCUGUUACACAGAGCACAGAUCUGUCCUCGUACCCUCAUUACCUGCGGCAUCUCCUGCACACUCAGGUGUGUCGGGCUCACCUGCGGGGGCGGGGGCGUGGCCUGUGUGAGGUGGAGAGCGGUGUGGGCGGUGACCUUUCACCUCCCGUGGGGUCACCGGGGUCACCGUCGGACACGCUCUGCUCCAGCAUGUGCAGUUUGGACGAGAGACACCCAUUGCUUCGGGAUCUCGGGAGUCACACGGACACGUCUGCCUCCGACAUCACCGCCAAGAUACUCAGUGCUCUUCAGGGAGGGGAGGAGCUGCUGUUAGCCCGCCUACACAGGGCGGGGCACAGACGAGGCAACUCCCCCUGCUGCUUGGAAACAUUUUCCGAGACGUUCGAAGAAGAGGACAUGCCUUGUAAGGAAUGCAGGGGCGGAGUCUGCCUUCCGUCAGAAUAUUCCACACGGAGGAAGGUAUCAGAUGUGGCUUCGUCUGGCAUCGUCUCACUCGAUGAAGACGAUGUGGAGGAUGAAGAGCAAGAAGAACAGUGAACAUUGCAUGUUUCUUUCAAACUCCACCCACUUAUUUGCAUUCGGACUCCACCCUUCGAUUUGCAUUCAUACUUUGCCAUUGAUUUGCAUAUGGGCUCCACCCACUUAUUUGCAUUCAGACUGCACCCACUGGUUUGAAUUCAGGCUCCGCCCACUUAGUUGCAUUCCACUCUGCCUGCUGGUUUGCAUAUGGGCUCCACCCACUUAUUUGCAUUUUGGGCGCCAGUUGCUCUUCUCUUUUGAAAAACACUGAAUCUUUCAUUCUCAGGCUCAUGUAAAAAAUGCAUCUUGACAAACUAAAUGGAGGAACGCAAGACUGACUUCGCCCUAAUUAUCAUGCAUGUGUCAUGCAAGAGCCAGACUGAGCGUGAAGUCCUGGACGUCCAGUUGUUUCGCACUGUUUGUGGAUUUGGCUGUUGUGCAUUCCCGCUCCUCAUGUGACGUCAGGCCCCAUUGCAUUCUGGGUCUUGAUCACAUGAUGCCUGUUCCCUGGUCCCUGGUUGGCAUGGCUUGCUGAUUACGUCAAAAACUUACCGUCGUUUACAAAGAGACGGACGAAUGCUGAAUGUUUAUACCAUUCAAUGACAAAGAAUGCUUAAGAAUACCGACGAUCAAGUUAUGCUGUUUUAUUAUUAUUAUUAUUAUAAAUUUUGAUUAUAUUAUUAAAUGGAAUGUUUGUUUUUGCCUGUUUUAAAGCAUUUUCGUCCUCAGACGGACACAAUGAAUGUUGAUCCAGUGUUGGUGAAUUGUAGAUGUGGGUCAGUUUGAAGGACUUUGGGAGAGUUGCUCUAUUUUUGUACAUGUGGUUUUUGCGGUGAAUUUGAAGUGAGUAACACUGUGGUUCGUUCACAAGAUGCUUGUUUAUUGCUUUCUUUCUCUCUUUCUGUCUCUGAAUUAUCACUGUGUGAUAUUGUCUACAUCAAGAAAAAAUAACACUAAUGUGAAAACGAAA